GCUACGUUCCUGCAAAAUAUAGCAACGUAUCAUUAAGUUGCAAAAACGUUUGAAAAGUGGCAUAGGUCUAUAGGCUUGAUUAUUUGCAUUAACAUGAUGAAUCUAUAAAAAGCAAUACGGCACAAAAUAUUUCUGAAAACUAAUAUAACUUCACUUCAUUUGAACGUGUAGCCUACUGCGCUGCCAUUUUCAAGAACCCGCCCAGUGAACGCAGAGGAUUGUGGGUCGUUUUGGCUCGUCUAGGAUGCAGCUAUGCAUCCUUGAAAAAUCUCGGAAUUCUCAAAAACAAAGGACGCAAAAAUGGCGCGGCUUUCGAGUGUCCUCAACAUUGGAACAGUGCUUGUCGGCAUUCUAUGACGUAGCGUCCUUAAAAGGGCGGCCGUUGAGCAUGCUUCCUUGACAUUGGGAAACAGCCAGGCCUCUUACCUUCGACCUUCCGCAUCAGAGACUGUUUUGUUGCACUGAGGAAGCUGACAUUUGUGUCAAUUUUUGUGUCCAACUGAACCAAGAAGUUUCUUAAAAAACCUGUUCCUUGUGGUUUCAUGUCCUGAAGCACACCCUAAAUAAGUGAUUGCAAAUAUUUGUGUUAAGUUGAUUAUCUGGUUCAUGCUCUGCUUGUGGUAUGCAAUGAUAAAUACAUGAAUCAUUAAUCACAGAUACAGUUUGGAAUCCGUUGUAAUUAUGUGUACAAUCUUGGUUUAUCUGUACCAAUAUGCAAGCAGCUGAUCUCUUCUACUGAACAGUUACCUCAAUCUAACAAAAAUAUUAAUUCCCAGGCCUCUGCCACUAUAGAGUGGCGAAUCAGCUGGAUUCCAUCUCACCAGGCGUGACGUUAUGAUAGACGCUGAUAGACUCCCAGAUGCAUCGGUUUACAAUUAAGUUUGGUAAUAAAGUAUGAGUUCAUCAAUCACUAUGUUACUGCUGACCAAUACAACAGGAGUGUACUGGGUUUGGUUUUAACAGGUUUAUGGACACCAGAAGUAGGCUACAUCCCAUCCUAAACGGUGCUAUUUAUUUAAUUGGCCAAACGGUAACGUCAUGUUUGGGUUACCAGACACGUGUUGUUACCAGACUUCGUGUUUACAGAUUAUGGGUGAGGUUUCUCGUCACAUUGCAUUUUUGUAUCGACUCUGGGGCAGUUGUGAAUGGCGUACAGAUGCUACACAAUAUUAUUUCUGGGUGGAGACUACAGAGGGCCUGGGAGAGAUAAAGAGGGCUCCACCCUAAUCUGGGUUUGCCAGCCGGGAGUUUAAGAUAAAUCAGACAUUACCACUGAGCGCGGGAUUCUGGUCGUCGGAAGUUAUUUUGUGAAAAUGAAAAACAAGACGAGUGGCCAUUGAUAUGGCCUCUAAACUCCUCCCGGUCUCCGGAAGUUUGCGUGAUCAUUGAAUGCCCACCUCGGACCUCGCUGGAUCAUCGGGACCCGGUGCGCCCGGUCUGUUCUCCAGGUAAGCUGCCCCUGUUGCUUUUCUCUUAUUAGGUACUUCGGUAUAGGUUUGGAUUAUAGACUGCAUAAAAAAUGUUUUUAAAUAAAAACAAAGCAAGGUCGGAUACAUUGAACAUAAACUGAAUCCACGCAAUUAUGCUCCUGGAUGUGUCUACAGCCAGACCCGGGCGCGGGGUCCUCUUCCUUCAUACUACGCUCUGGAGGCAGGUGCGCUCCGCUGCUGCCAGUGGGCUGUGGGUGGGUCUGCCUAAAUGAGGCUGGACUGGCCGUCUGGCCCAAAGACAAAGCACAAUGGCCGUCGGUCACCGGAGAAGCAGGGUUCUCAGUGGCACAAUGAUGCUCAUCUUCAUCGGUUUGCUGGUGGUUGUGGCGAGGAUGAUGGGCCAGCACAAGCAAAGCAUCCACAAACUGAACGUACCGUUAAGGUUUUGGCGUUGGUGGACAUGGAGUGAAUCCUUCUGGAACAGGGAGCAGCAGCACCUUGAUCUCCUCUACAACCCCAUCCUGAACGUGGCGCCCACCAGGGAUGACUCCCUGGUGGCCCGGACGCCCUGGUGGCUUAAUAACCCCCAGGCCCUCAAACCCUGUGAGCCAGACCACCGGGUCCCCCGACAAGUAGGGGACUACAACACCCUGCCCCAGCGUUUCCAGGACUUCCUUUUGUACAUGCGCUGCAGAGCCUACCCCAUUCUCAUCAAUCAACCACACCUCUGUGACGACAGACCCUUCCUCCUCUUGGCCAUCAAGUCGCUAGCACCUCACUUUGACCGCCGGCAGGCCAUCCGGCAGUCCUGGGGACGGGCGGGUAACGUGGCCAAUCGGACGGUGGUGACCGUGUUCCUCCUUGGCACCGCCUCCUCGGUGGACCACUUCCCUGAUCUAUCGGGGAUGCUGAGCCACGAGGCGGAGCGGAACAGAGAUCUACUCCAAUGGGAUUACAGGGACUCCUUCUUCAACCUCACACUCAAAGAAACUCACUUCCUGGAGUGGUUCAGUCAACACUGUUCCAACGCCCCCUACAUCCUGAAGGGGGAUGACGACGUCUUCAUCAACACCCGGCAAAUCAUCCAAUACCUGGAACAUCUGCCAGAGGGGAUGACAAAAGACCUCUUUGUUGGUGACGUCAUCCAGAACGCCAGCCCCCACCGGGAUCACAGGCUCAAGUACUUCAUCCCCGAGAGUGUGUUUGUGGGCGACUACCCCCCCUACGCAGGCGGAGGAGGGUAUCUCUACUCAGGGCCUUUGGCACUGCGUCUUUACAAAGUCUCCCAGCAGGUGGCGCUCUUCCCGAUCGACGAUGUUUUUACUGGGAUGUGUUUGAAGAAGAUGGGACUGGUGCCAGAGAAACACAAGGGCUUCCAAACCUUUGAUGUGGACAAGAAGUACCGGGAGAACCCGUGUGUGUACAAGAACCUGAUCCUGGUUCACAGUCGGACCCCACAGGAGAUGAUCAAGAUCUGGUCCUGGCUCGCUGACCCCAGACUAGACUGCCAGAACUCCACGAGGUGAACGAGGCCACCGGAUAACAACCGUCCAUUCUAACAUAGUCGUCCAAACCUGCAGGUUCAAAGUGGAAGAAGAGAUGGAUUGUAGAGAAAGGCCUUAACGUGUUCAGGGGUGCUAAUUCCUUGGACAAUAAUGAUGAAAGAAAAUAUUGGAAUCAUUUUAUUUGUAACCAAACCUUUACGACUGUGUUACGUUAUUAUCUGUCACUUUUAUGGAAAUAUUUGCAGAUUUCUGACCUAGGCUGAAGAAGCUAUGGAAUUAGUUAGACAAUGACAUUACACAUUUUAAAGUGCCAGCACCAAACCAGACCUACAAAUAGGAGGAAUGUCUGCAUGCAUUAUCACUAAAUGGAGAAUGGGUCAAAGGGAAAGUCGCAGUGGAUUACUGGAUUUACUAAGAAACAGAACAGUUGAUCAACUUUCAAACCUGAACCAUGUUUCCCGAAACAAAGAAGAAUUAGUUACUAGUAACACGGUAUCUUCCUCUUAAAUUUUUUCUGCGUAAACGCAUCUUAAAUAUACUUCUCUAAUGAAUUGUAAACGAUUAAAUGUACAGCAUGAGAGAGCCAGGGUAUCUGUUCAACAGUGCUCUGACAUCAUAUUAAAUAUGUCAAUGGCGAUUAUAGAUGUAUUGUAGAUAUCAAAAUUACUUGAUUCGGAUACAUUGUCAAUGUCAUUAGUAUGAUUUAUUGAGUUAAUUUGAUUGAAUGUCUAUGAGUUUUUAUAUCAAUAAGAGCUUCAUUCAUCAUUAGGUAUAGUAAUAAAGGGAUUCAAGUUUAUUCAAAUUUCACUUGUGUGUGUGUGUGUGUGUGUGUGUGUGUGUGUGUGUGUGUGUGUGUGUGUGUGUGUGUGUGUGUGUGUGUGUGUGUGUGUGUGUGUGUGUGUGUGUGUGUGUGUGUCUGCAUGUGUGUGUGUGUGUGUGUCAGAGGUGUCAAAAGUAAUCACAUUCAUUACUCAAGUAGAAACAUAGAUACUAGCAUUUAAAAAUACUUCUGUAGAAGUUGUAGUAUCAACUCAAGCUUUUUACUUAAGUAAAAGUAUAAAAGUACCGGUUUCAAAACUACUUAAAGUAUUGAAGUAAAAGUAAUGCAAGGGGGGAAAAUGGACAAGGACAAAAGCUUAGGCCGUGCCACAGGGGCCUAUAGAAUUACAAUCAGCUUUUUUGCCAAGUAUGCUUCCACCUACAAGGAAUUUUUGGAAUCAAGGAAUUCUGCAUUUAUCCCAUCCGUGAAUUAGUGACACACACACAGCACACCUCUAUAGCACACUGCCCCACUUCCCCCAAAACAACAUUUUUCUAAAGGCCAUCUAAUGACUAUAAUGUUAAUGUUGAAAAAAUUGGGAUCCACCUGUUUCAGACACAUUUAUGCCCAUUGAAAAUAGACGCAUAUUAGUACAAUGCAUAUGUGUACUACUGAGCAUUAACAUGUGUUUCAUGGAGUGGACGAUAUGAUGACUUGUUCCCUGUAAGCAUUGGAAGGGUGCAAAAAGUCAAACUUCAGAGGCAUGUUAUCAAAAGCCUUUAUUGGGAAUGUAAAUGUAUGUAUCCAAGCUUAGCUGCAGGAAUUUAAGAUGUAACGAGUAAGAACUGAGUUGUUUUUGCAUCCAACCAUUUAAAAAAAUUCUUCCAGGUACGUCCAGGGAUGUAGAAGGGUUGGCUGGUCUUCUUGGCUACCAACCUCCUCACUGGUGCUUGGUUGGGACAUUUCGCUCAUCUACGUCUGCUAUUUCGUAGCUGGAAUGUGGCGUGAUUUAUGUCAUGUCAGAGAAUGUAGACGGGCUCUGGUCAUGCGCAGGUGCCAAGGAUCGCAUAUAAACCAAUAGGGUGUCAGAAUGGUUUAUGUUUCUAUUCUCAUCCAACCAAUCAAAUCACUCUAUCCGAUGGCGCGAAUUAUCUGGAUAGGUUUUUUUAUUUUAUUUUUUCUGCGGAAUAAAAACAAGACGAAAUUAAAUAGGAGUAACGAAAAAGUAAGGAGUAGAAACUACAGAUAAGUGCGUGAAAAUGUAAUAAGUAGAAGUAAAAAGUAGGCUGAAAAAUAAUUACUCCAGUAAAGUAUAGAUACCCAAAAUUUCUACUUAAGUGAGGUAACUAAGUAUUUGUACUUAGUUACUUGACACCUCUGGUGUGUGUGUGUGUGUGUGUGUGUGUGUGUGUGUGUGUGUGUGUGUGUGUGUGUGUGUGUGUGUGUGUGUGUGUGUGUCCGUGCGUGCGUGCGUGCGUGCGUGCGUGCGUGCGUGCGUGCGUGCGUGCGUGCGUGUGUGUGGGAGGG
Gadus macrocephalus (Pacific cod) is the source of this 5222-nucleotide messenger RNA. It is a transcript of the gene b3gnt2a, whose product is annotated as UDP-GlcNAc:betaGal beta-1,3-N-acetylglucosaminyltransferase 2a. The record is from RefSeq and is a predicted model, not a curated record. The transcript is spliced from 3 exons. The coding region runs from base 1739 to 2956 and encodes 405 amino acids. Gene Ontology annotation, molecular function: hexosyltransferase activity. Gene Ontology annotation, cellular component: membrane. Lineage: Eukaryota; Metazoa; Chordata; Actinopteri; Gadiformes; Gadidae.